AACGACACAGUGGGUGAAGCUGUAUGCUACUAGGGUUUUCUCAUUUGUGUAUUUUUGCUUGAGCGCUCUUUCGGUCUUUAUUCUCUCGUCGGCUCGCUUCUGCUUUCCACCUAUCCAAUCAGGUAAGGGAUAGCGCAAGAGGGAUUGAAAAUGGUUGAGAAAACGAGGGGAAGAAAGGAAGAGGUGGUGACCAGAGAGUACACCAUCAACCUUCACAAGCGCCUCCAUGGCUGCACAUUCAAGAAGAAGGCUCCCAAGGCUAUUAAGGAGAUCAGGAAGUUUGCAGAAAAAGCAAUGGGAACAAAGGAUGUGAGGGUUGAUGUCAAGCUGAACAAGCACAUCUGGAGUAGAGGGAUACGGAGUGUCCCGAGAAGGAUCAGAGUCCGCAUUGCUCGCAAGAGAAACGAUGACGAAGAUGCAAAGGAGGAGGUCUACUCUCUGGUAACUGUUGCUGAAAUACCAGCUGAAGGACUCAAGGAUCUGGGCACCAAGGUCAUUGACGAUGAUGAGUAACUUCAUUGAUCUUUAGUUCGUGAAAGCUUGCAUUUUGUUCACAACUUUACAUCAGAAUUUUGGCUAGUGUUACAAUUAUGACUUAUGAGGCAUAUCGUUUUCCUUGUAUUUUGUUUAUUGUAGUCUCUAGACUUUUAAGCUUUGCCCUCUUGCAAUUAAAACUUCUUGCAGAAAGAUUAUCAUGUCAUUCUUCUUAA
Messenger RNA from Hibiscus syriacus, 710 nucleotides. Its product is annotated as 60S ribosomal protein L31-like. The coding region runs from base 151 to 513 and encodes 120 amino acids. Lineage: Eukaryota; Viridiplantae; Streptophyta; Magnoliopsida; Malvales; Malvaceae. Gene Ontology annotation, biological process: cytoplasmic translation. The transcript is spliced from 3 exons. Gene Ontology annotation, cellular component: cytosolic large ribosomal subunit; ribosome. The record is from RefSeq and is a predicted model, not a curated record. Gene Ontology annotation, molecular function: structural constituent of ribosome.